Molecule: messenger RNA, 327 nt
Organism: Parastagonospora nodorum SN15
Lineage: Eukaryota; Fungi; Ascomycota; Dothideomycetes; Pleosporales; Phaeosphaeriaceae
Exons: 2
Coding region: 1-327 (108 amino acids)
Source: RefSeq, a predicted model, not a curated record
AUGACUUCCCCCAACUACUCAACCUUCGACGUCCGCGACGCUCGCACCACCAAAAAUCGGGCCAGAAUUGUUGCUCUCGAAAAUGCGACCGCAGAGCAGACACAAGUUGAAGACGAUGUAUAUACCGACAUCAACGAUCAUAUCCGAGCGCGCAACCUGGAACGCAAGAGCAAGAUCCAAGCUUGUAUAGCAGCAUUUGUCAUGUUUAUCCCGUCAUACGUCGCGUCCUACCUCUACCUUCAAGAAAGGAAUAAGUGGAUAAUAUUCUGGACCCUCAUACAUUUUCCGGUCAGUUGCCUUGAGGUGCACGAGCAGAAUCGAGCAUGA